Messenger RNA from Penicillium soppii, 1572 nucleotides. RefSeq names its product general substrate transporter. NCBI's taxonomy places the organism in Eukaryota, Fungi, Ascomycota, Eurotiomycetes, Eurotiales, Aspergillaceae. Gene Ontology annotation, biological process: transmembrane transport; carbohydrate transport. Gene Ontology annotation, cellular component: membrane. The coding region runs from base 1 to 1572 and encodes 523 amino acids. Gene Ontology annotation, molecular function: carbohydrate:proton symporter activity. The transcript has 2 exons. The record is from RefSeq and is a predicted model, not a curated record.
AUGGGCUCGAUACCAGUGCCAGACAACGACAUGCAGCUGUCGAAGGUGCCCUUAGAAAAGACAUCGAGCCAUGAUGAAGGCCUGCCAAGUCGUCAGGCCUUGCUCGAGGCUCUUCAAGCCCAGAAGCCAUCGCCAUGGUCACCCAACUUAAGGAAGCUGUACGGAUUUUGUAUAAUUGCCUUCCUAUGUUCGACAAUGAAUGGGUAUGAUGGAUCUAUCUUUGGAUCUCUUCCGGCUCUUGCGUCGUUCAGAAAUCAAUUCGGCGUUGAGAAAAACGGGGCAAAAAUCGGAUACAUUUCAGCAAUGUAUACCGUCGGCGGAAUUUGCUCUUUGCCAUUCAGUGGACCCGCCUCUGAUAUGCGCGGUAGGAAAUGGGGCACCUUCAUCGGCUGCGUGAUUGUUGUCGCUAGCACUUUUGUCUCAGCCCUAUCGCGCGGUGUCCCGCAAUUUGUCGCAGGCCGUUUCUUCCUUGGUUUUGGGGUAAACAUUAUUCGAUCAACAAGUUCUAUUUGGUGCGCCGAGGUGUGUCCCCCAGCCUAUCGUGGCAUCAUCAUGGCGUUCUACAACUGCACGUACGCCGUCGGGUCGCUUAUUGCGGCUGGUGUCACUAGAGGAUCGGCUGGAUACGCAGGGGUGAAGUCCUGGCAGAUUCCGCUAUGGUGCCAGAUGAUCUGCCCUGGAAUUGUUCUUUUGGGUGUCUUAUUUUUUCCCGAAUCCCCUAGGUGGCUAUUCUCGCAUGGCCAAGAGGACAAGGCAUUGGAGUUUCUUACACACUAUCACGGUGAAGACGAUCCUCAUCAUCCUCUGGUGCAACUACAGUUGCAGGAAUAUAAGGAGUUUAUUUCGCUCUCUGGAUCAGACAAGCGUUGGUGGGACUUUAGCGACUUUUACAAAACCAAGUCAGGAAGAUGGCGGUUCAUGAAUGCCCUGGUCGUAGGCAUCUGGGGCCAAUGUUCAGGCAACGCAGUGGUCACUUACUAUCUCCCCGCGAUGCUAAUCACUACGGGAAUCACGGACUCGGAGCAGGUGCUCAACGUCAACCUGGGAUAUACCGUUGUAUCGACCGUGGCUGCAUACUUGGGGGCCAGCCAGCUUGAUCGAAUGGGUCGUCGACCGACAAUAAUUUGGACAGCCGUGGCAUGCUCAGUCUGCUUCGCAUUUAUUACCAUUGGUACCGGACUGUUUGCUCACAGUCAUGCAAAAUCAGCUGCUUCUGCUGGCAUUGCCUUUAUAUUUGUUUUUGGUUUCUGUUACAAUUUUGGAAUGACUCCAUUGCAGGCAUUAUAUCCAGUCGAGGCUUUGUCAUAUGAAACACGUGGCAAAGGCGUUGGUCUCACUUUUUCCAUCGCCCAUGGUUUUACACUACUCAAUCAGUUUUGUUUCCCUGUUGCUCUCCAGAAAAUUGGAUGGUAUACCUACAUUGUAUUCAUUGUUUGGGAUUUAUUUGAAGCGACCGUGAGUUACUUCAUCUCGGUCGAGACAAAGAACCACACAUUGGAAGAGCUGUCUGAGAUUUUCGAGGGCCCGAACCCUGUAAAGGCUUCAUUACGACGUCCACUUGCUGAAAUGUGA